Knipowitschia caucasica is the source of this 348-nucleotide messenger RNA. NCBI's taxonomy places the organism in Eukaryota, Metazoa, Chordata, Actinopteri, Gobiiformes, Gobiidae. The record is from the annotation of a GenBank genome assembly.
AUGGCAAAACUCGAGGGCAUCCAACACAGGUACAGAUCACUACCACCUCCUCCAAGUCGCAACGGGUCCGAGUGGAGCUCCGCGGGCGCGCGCACCAGUCCACGCGCGGCCCCGAUGUGUGCAGGAGAGAGGCGCACGAGCGGCCCCGAGUUGAAGCGUGGGAGGUGGGCAGACAGCGACGCUAACGCCGCUAACAAUGGUGGAGCUAACGCCGCUAACAAGGGUGGAGCUAACAGCGCUAACAAUGGUGGAGCUAACAGCGCUAACAAUGGUGGAGCUAACAGCGCUAACGAUGGAGGAGACAGGAGCAAGCUGAGCCUUCAGACCUGCUGCUACUGCGUCCUCUGA